Molecule: messenger RNA, 2516 nt
Organism: Anoplopoma fimbria (sablefish)
Lineage: Eukaryota; Metazoa; Chordata; Actinopteri; Perciformes; Anoplopomatidae
Gene: fga
Product: fibrinogen alpha chain
Exons: 8
Coding region: 54-2162 (702 amino acids)
Biological process (GO): platelet activation; protein polymerization; blood coagulation
Cellular component (GO): fibrinogen complex
Molecular function (GO): signaling receptor binding
Source: RefSeq, a predicted model, not a curated record
CGGACAGCGGCGUUGGAGAAUCAUUCAGCAGACGGAGAACGAGAGGAACAAAGAUGGAGCGACUCAACUUACUCGUCUGUCUCGCCGCCGUUUGUGUGGCUUCAACUCUGGCCGGGGUAGUGGACCCCAGAGGAAACCGACCGGUGGAGCCCGGCACCAGAUCUGAUAAAUGUGCCCCAGAGAAGGAGUGGCCUUUCUGCACAGACGACCAAUGGGGUCCCAAGUGCCCGUCGGGCUGCAGGAUUCAGGGUCUGAUGGACCAAAACGACCACAGCGCCCUGAAGAGGAUCGAGAAGAUCCGCAGCCUCCUGGAUCAAUACAGGGGCAAGCACCGCUCCGCCGACCAGGUGACCAAACAGACCUACGACAUCCUGAAGGACAAACUCACCCUCGACACCGGUAACGACAACAACUACUACGACCUGGCCCAGAGUCUCCGUCAGAGAAUCACCAACAUGAAGAUCAAGAUCGACCGACAGCUGGGCGUCCUGGCCGCGCUGAAGAACCGGGUCAAAGACCAGGUGGUGGAGAUGCAGAGGCUGGAGGUGGACAUCGACAUUAAGCUCCGUUCCUGCAAAGGAUCCUGCCGGAGCUACAGCCAGUACGAGGUGGACCACGAGAGCUACGUGGCACUGGAGAAACAGGUCAACCAGCUGGACUCCCAGUCGGCUCAGAACAUCGAGUCCGUUGGGACGCUGUACGUGAUGAAGAGCAGGCCGAUGAAGGGCGUCGUUGUGGAUGACAUCUACAAGUCGGGAAAAGUGGACGGCGUCGCGGUGGGAGAGCAGAGAGAAAACAUGUUCCCCGAAGUGCAUAUGGUCCAGUUGAUGCUCGAGCAGGAGGGCUCAAGCUCCUCCCCGGCAACCAUCUCCAAGCCGUCAGGUACUGACUUCUCUUCAGGCUCUGACUUCUCUUCAGGCUCUGCCUUCUCUUCAGGCUCAUCGUCCUCCUCCACCCACUCUUCCUCCUCCUCCUCCUCUUCCUCCACCCCUUCUAAAUCCAUCACCGAGAUCGGGGGCGAUUUCUUCGACAUGGGCGGCGGCCCUGGAUAUCCCAGCACAAGCCACGUGUCCACCCAAAGCAUCAGCUGCACCAGGACCAUCAAAACGCACAUCGUCUCCACGAAGGACGGCCCUGUGGAGAGGAGGGAGGUGGUGAUGGAGGGAGGCCCCGGGUGCCAGGCGUUGACGGACCACACCAAUGGAGGAGGGAUGAGCUCCUUCUUCCCCAGCUUAACAUCCUCCUCCUCCUCCUCCUCCUCCUCCUCCUUUUCUUCUUCUUCUUCUUCUGGGACCAAGACCGUCCACGACGGUAGCAAGGGAAGCCUCUUAGACACCAAAUCUCUGCUGGGGGAUGCAUUUGGCGGUGACUUCGGACUUCUCAGGGGGGACGCCGCAGAGGAUGACGUCCCCGAUUUCCACGCCCGGAGUGUGAAGAGCACUCGCACCGAGCGGCAGGCCGGUUAUGUAGGAACAGAUUGUGUCGAGGCCCACCAGAACCACCUGAAAGGGGAAUCGAACGGCCUGUUUACGAUCAAACCCGGCGGCACGGACUCCGCACAGGUAGUGUUGGUUUACUGCCAGCAGGAGGGGCUAAUGGGCGGGUGGUUGCUAGUCCAGCAGAGGGAGAGCGGCGCGCUGGGCUUCAACCGCUCCUGGGCCGAGUACCGCGGCGGGUUCGGCUCGGUCGACGCCGGGGGCAAGGGGGAGGUCUGGCUGGGCAACCAGAACCUCCACCUGUUGACGAGUCGGGGCGAGAGCAUGCUGAAGGUGGAGCUGGAGGAUUGGGAAGGGGGCGUGGCCAGCGCUGAGUACACGAUCAGGGUCGGCCCGGAGGAGGAGGGGUACCCGCUGCACGUGUCCGGGUACACCGGGGACGCCGGCGACGCCCUGGUGGGACGCCCUUUGGCAUCCCACGCAGGGAUGAAGUUCAGCACCUUCGACAGAGACAACGACAGGUCGGAGGGGAAUUGCGCGGAGGUUUACGGGGGCGGGUGGUGGUUCAACAACUGUCAGUCGGCCAACCUGAACGGGAUUUACUAUAACGGAGCGUUCAAACCGGGGAACAACGAGGUCGCAAACGGGGUCGUGUGGGCGACGUAUAAACCGCCCAACUACAGCCUGAAAACCGUCAGGAUGUUUAUCCGACCGGCUGCUUUUUAGUAGGACAUCCAAUCACAUAAAAUAUUCACUUUUAUGUAUUUAAAAACAUAAAAGUGUGUUUUUAAAUACAUAAAAAACAACAAGAAACAACAAGACAGGAAAUCAAAAGUGCCCUCAGACCUUCAGACUGUCGAUCAGUCCGUUAAUCAUUCUGAGAUUUCAAAACUCAAACGGCGUCGGUGUGUCGACAUGUCUGUUUUUGUGUGUUUAUUUUAUUUGUCAUCACUCUGUGUAAAUGUCACCGACCUGUUUAUCUCACCGGUGUUCUUGGAACGAGACCCGAUGUUGCCAAACUUGUGUACGGAGCAAAGACUGAACUCUGCUCGAUCAAUAAAGAUUCAAUGUUCACUUCAA